AUGGUCUCCGCAAGUCAGGCAGAGCGGGUGCAGGUGGUGGUGCGUGGGCAGCGGUUUGAAUCAACUGUAGAGAUUCUCUCGGCGUACUGCGUCUUCUUUCGCAGUUUCUUCCGUGAGGCACGUGGGAAGCUGACGGCCUCCAAUGACGUUGAGGGUGUCGACGACGACUGGUGGGCGUGCCACGCUGCUGCCACGCGCACGCUCGGGAAGUACCUGCAGCGGCCCGUCAAGGACGGCGAGUUGCUGGUCGGCGUUGCAUCCAUUGAGUUCGACCGCGCGGCGUCUAGGUGGAGGUUCGUGUACACCGCCAAGACCCUGGCGCCCGAGGACGUGGGGGUUGUUUUGGUGUACGUUCGAAAACUGUUCCGCUGGAGCCAACAACAGCAAGACCAAGAGCGGGAGCCACAGCUACCGAUCCGCUGGGAUGAGAUGACGUACGACGCGCAGCUGGCGCUGGCGCGAGUUGUCUGCAGCUUUGGUGUGGAGCCGCUUGUUGGACGCUUCGAUUUUCCCACCGCACCGCUCAGCCAUGGGGCGGGCACGGAGGCGGAUCCCGUUUUGCUGCGGCAUAUGGCAGAGGCGUACGUGCGAGAACGUCUGCAGCGGGAGGAAUCUUUGGAUGCGGGAGCAGCACAGGAGGGGGCGGCGGCGGCUAAAACAGCGACAGGCGCUGGAGGAGGCAGCCGUUGGCGGCACGAUGUUGAAGGUGAUGAUUUGGUGUUGGCGGCAGCGGCGUGUUCAAGGUGUGGGAUCACUGGACACACGGACGUUGACUGUCCGAAAUGA
Molecule: messenger RNA, 786 nt
Organism: Trypanosoma rangeli
Lineage: Eukaryota; Euglenozoa; Kinetoplastea; Trypanosomatida; Trypanosomatidae
Exons: 1
Coding region: 1-786 (261 amino acids)
Molecular function (GO): zinc ion binding; nucleic acid binding
Source: RefSeq, a predicted model, not a curated record